GACGCACUUGUUAUCUUAUCGCUUCAGUUGGAAGAUCUGGAAUCGGUCAGUAAGAAAGACAAAGGCAAGUAUGCAUCAGGCAACCUUCCAGAUCAAGUCGUUGCCGUCGACGAAUAUCGGGCAGAAAUCGACCGACAUAGGCAAUUCCUUGAAGACUUGCAGCUUGCCAAAAGCAUCGCUCAAGCCGUUUACACCGAUGCUACACUAUUGAACGAGCUCGCCGCACAAGACAUCCAAGCAUAUGAAGAUCGCAAUUAUGCGUUACAAAUCAGUAGUGAAGAUGCUGAAUUUCAGGAUCCUCCGGGCCAGGACCGCUACGAAACAGAAUCAAUCAAGGACUGGGUGUCAAUCGUCACCGAUUCGUUUCAGGCCUGCUCCUUGGCGGACAUUGAGUCCACCGAUAACGAGAAUGACAAAGCUGGUCCAUCCACGACAUACGCCGAACGGCAAGCAAAGAUCUUGGACAAGUUGUCAGAGCAGUUCAUGUGCAACACGUGC
Messenger RNA from Dissoconium aciculare CBS 342.82, 498 nucleotides. RefSeq lists its product as uncharacterized. The transcript has a single exon. NCBI's taxonomy places the organism in Eukaryota, Fungi, Ascomycota, Dothideomycetes, Mycosphaerellales, Dissoconiaceae. The annotation marks the transcript as partial. The record is from RefSeq and is a predicted model, not a curated record.